UUUUGGAGGCGAGAGCUAAAGACUAGAAGCUCCUCAUCCAGCGGCUGCCCCGCGCUGAUUCGGCCGGUAUUCUGCACCUCUCGUCCAGCGGCACAUCUCCGCCUCCUCUCUGGGGCUUGUUCGGGUAGCCGGGCGAGAAAAACGGAGAGAUGCGCGCAGGGUCCUUGAACGCCACAAAGAAGUUCCCGAGGCUGACAGAAAGAGGACUCUCCUGUUGAUUCAGCUCUUCUUUCCACCCCGCACAUUUCAGGAAUAUUCCAGGAGAACACUUCUCACCUCUAUAUGGCAAAGUUCCUGGCUGAAUUACUGGGAUGCACACUUCCAGACAAGGGCACUCCACCUUUGUUCGAGUGUCGCCAAUCCCAUCUCGGACUGAGGCCUUCCUCCAAACAGCGGCCAACAAUUUUUGGGACAUUAACCAAUGAGAGAGCACUGUUUGACUGCAGACUGGACAACAUGCCUCAGACACCACCGUUCACGGGGCAGCUGAACACCGGCGGCUACAACAAGAACCUCUACCAGUCCAAGGAGGAAGGCUACCCCGGCCUCUUUUAUCAUGACAACAACCUGGUGUCUGGGUCCCUGGAGGCCCUCAUUCACCAUUUGGUCCCAACUGUAGAUUAUUAUCCAGAUAGAACAUACAUCUUCACCUUCCUCCUCAGCUCUCGCCUCUUUAUCCACCCAUACGAACUCAUGUCGAAGGUGUGUCACCUGUGCAUGGAGCAACAGAGACUUGGAGAUCCCCAAGCUGACAAGAUGAGAGUCAGGAAGAUUGCUCCCAAGAUCCUCCAGCUGCUGACGGAAUGGACAGAAACCUUCGCAUAUGACUUCAGGGACGAGAGGAUGAUGCGCAGCCUGAAGGAGCUGACCCACCGGCUGGCCAAUGGAGAUGAGGUUUACAGGAAGGCGGUCGGCCAGAUGAGCCAGGGCCUGAUCAGGAGGUUGACGGUGCUUAGCCAGUACGAGGAAGCACUGGUCAAGAUCAAUGCCACGGCGUCCGAGCGACUGACUGCUCUAAAGGCAAAGCCCCAGGCAGCCAUCCAGAGAGACAUGCUGUCCAUCUGCAACGACCCAUUCACUGUCGCCCAACAGCUCACACACAUAGAACUGGAGAGACUGAGUUACAUCGGACCUGAAGAAUUUGUCCAGGCCUUCGUCCAGAAGGACCCUCUGGACAACGAUAGGAGUUGCUUCAGUGAUCACAAGAAGGCCAGCAACCUGGAAGCUUAUGUUGAAUGGUUCAACAGACUCAGUUAUCUGGUGGCUACAGAAAUCUGCAUGCCUGUGAAGAAGAAGCAUCGAGCUCGAGUCAUUGAGUUCUUCAUCGACGUGGCACGCGAAUGCUUCAACAUUGGCAACUUUAAUUCCCUCAUGGCCAUCAUAUCUGGGAUGAACAUGAGUCCCGUGUCUCGGCUCAAGAAGACCUGGAGUAAAGUCAAAACGGCCAAGUUCGACAUCUUGGAACACCAGAUGGAUCCUUCCAGCAAUUUCUACAACUACAGAACUGCGCUGAGAGGAGCCACACAGAGAUCGAUCACUGCCAACAGCAGCAGAGAAAAGAUUGUCAUCCCUUUCUUCAGCCUGCUCAUAAAAGACAUCUACUUCCUCAAUGAGGGCUGUGCCAACAGGCUGCAGAACGGGCAUGUCAACUUUGAGAAAUUCUGGGAACUCGCCAAACAAGUGAGUAAGUUCAUGACCUGGAAGAAAGUGGAAUGUCCGUUUGAGAAGGAUCGCAAGAUUCUGCAGUACCUGCUGACAGCUCCAGCGUUCACGGAAGAUGCGUUGUAUCUGGCAUCCUAUGAGAGCGAAGGUCCUGAGAAUAACAUGGAGAAGGACAGAUGGAAGUCUCUGAGAUCCACUCUGCUAAGCAGGGUCUAAAGUUCUGAAGAAACCAGAAUGAUGACAAACCUGACAAGCGCGCCGUGCCCUGUAGACGCCGCUGUUGUCCAAACAAAGUAUCCCCGUGCUGGAAGGGAAAUGACAAUCUCUACUUUGGCUGGCGAGGAUCUUUUGUGUUCCCCCAGCUUCAGAUUUCUAUUAAGCUCUGCUUUUCCUUACCCUCUUGCUCUUUGUGCUGUAUAUUUCAGGACAGCUGGUUUUUUUUUCAUCUCUUUGUAUGACUUUGUAGUCUUUUUGAAAAAAAAAAAGGAAUGCUACAAACCCUCAGUAAAAGCCAAGGUGCUUGUUCUUGUCCUAAGCAGUUCACCCUGAUAAACCUUCUGUGAGCGUUAAUGGAGUCGUUGGGGUUGUUGCCCCCCCCACACUAGUUUUCAACAAGUUCUUUUCCACUGAAGCUACAAAGUUAGCUGCUGGUUGGCUAACUCAACAGAAACGCUACUGUCGCUGGUUCCAUAAGCCAGCAUUCUUCGUACGGAGGAUUCAAACCUUUCCCGCAACACUGUUCAUCAUUAUGCUAGCUAUUAUUUGCUUUUGUUUGUUUGGUUGGUUUACUUCCUUUUGUACAAUACCUGAGUAUCUCUCACGUCAUGUUUUCUAAAGGUUUUGUUAAUUGUUAUGUGUAAGAAAAAAAUGCACUGGUUGCAAUUUAAAGAUUAAGAGUAACUGAGUUUUCUUGUUUGUUUGUGUUGUAUAAAGUUUGGUGAUUUUCUUCAGCAGGAAGCAACACUUCCUUCUCGUUUAUCUUUGACACAUCAGGCCCUCGGUAUGCUUCGGAUGCAUUAGGGUGUCAGUAAGCUUCAACCAAAGAGGGUUUCAGAUGCUGUUCAACCAUACUGCGUCGGAAUUGCGGGUUUGAGAUGCUUUUGGAUGCCCUGACAAGCACUUCAUGUGAAGCAUACCGGGGCCUUUUAGCAGUGAGCUUAAAUGGAAGGUGUGAUGAUAGUGUGUUUCCUGUUGUUCCUGAUAAUCAGUGUUUAAAAUAGCCCACAGGCUGGCUUAUGUGCUCAGCAGCAGAGGGCUACUAUUCAUACUUUCCCCUUUUGUUCCUGCUCUGAUGUAGAAAACGAGUGUGGUUGUGCUGCCCCCUGGUGGUUCAGUCAGAAAAGUGAAUGGAUUUCAUGUGGUUGAAUAAUGUGAACGGAGGAUUUCUGUUUAAACCCUAGAUAUGCUUAAUAAUAUCCUGUUUAUGUUUUUAUUUUUUCAUAUUAAAAAGUAAAGUUUCCACCAUAUGUUUUAUUUAUAAAUCUAUUUGUGUAGUCACAUUAUGUCCUCAUGCCAAUAUGUACUAUUAUUUUAUUGUUAUUUAAUUUUGUACUAGGUACAUGACAUGCUUAAGUAGUCCUUUAUUAUUUUUUAUACAAGUUUGUAUGAAACACUUUUUUCAAGGUACUAGCUCAGAGCAUGAAGUUAAAUACUUUUGACUGAUAUCUGCUUUGCCUUGCUUUGCUCCUCCCUCAACACUGAGCGCUGUUGUGGUUUAUUGUACAUACUGUUUCUUUUUUUCCUCCCUGUGUUCAUUCAUUUGUAUUUGGACUGUUAAAAUGGAAUAACAGAACCGUUUAUAAAUGAAUUAGUAGUGUUUAAAAGAGAGUUAAUAAAAUGUUUAAAAAAUA
Messenger RNA from Dicentrarchus labrax (European seabass), 3512 nucleotides. It is a transcript of the gene rasgef1ba, whose product is annotated as RasGEF domain family, member 1Ba. The coding region runs from base 283 to 1878 and encodes 531 amino acids. The record is from RefSeq and is a predicted model, not a curated record. The transcript has 16 exons. NCBI's taxonomy places the organism in Eukaryota, Metazoa, Chordata, Actinopteri, Moronidae. Gene Ontology annotation, molecular function: guanyl-nucleotide exchange factor activity. Gene Ontology annotation, biological process: positive regulation of GTPase activity; Ras protein signal transduction. Gene Ontology annotation, cellular component: plasma membrane.